Molecule: messenger RNA, 810 nt
Organism: Pelagomonas calceolata
Lineage: Eukaryota; Pelagophyceae; Pelagomonadales; Pelagomonadaceae
Source: the annotation of a GenBank genome assembly
CUAGUGUCUUACAUGCCGCUAGCUCUACCGCGGCGCCAGACGCAAAGCGGGCGUGCUAAGGCACAACCGUGGUGUUGAAAGGUUGAUUAUUACCAUAUAUAUCAAGACGCAGCCGCCAAGCCACUCAUCUCAGCCGUCCGCCUUGUCUCCACUGUAAUCACUGAACCUGCCUCUGGGCUCUGAGCUGCAAUGCGGAGCGUACGGCUGGUGGUCGCUGCGUCAGCCCACGGACUGCUCUACCGAAGCUCGCGGCGCGUCGCGUCACGCGUGUACAGCCACAGUGAUGCCGCCUGCCCAGUAAAAUCAACGCGGAAGUGGAUCCGCGACGUCGUCGUCGGCCUGAACCUGUGUCCGUGGGCGGGCGCGCCGCUCCAGCACGGUGAUCUCCGCAUCGUCGAAUCCACCACCACUGACGCCUUGGAAUGUGCGCGCCGCGAGUUCGACGCGGUUGUAGCGACAGAAAACGCGACGGUGGCGAUCGCCAUCAGCGACGCCUGCGCCUUCGAGGACUACCUCGACCUCGUCGACGCCGUCGACGACGCCAUAGACUCGGCGGGCCACCGCGGGGCGAUCCAAUUAGCCACGUUUCAUCCGGCCUACCAGUUCGGCGACGCUCCAGAGGACGCCGCGUCGCACUGGACGAAUCGGUCGCCCUUCCCCGUGCUCCACCUGCUGCGCGAGGCCGACGUCGAGCGGGCCUUGGAGUCGAAGGACGGCCACGACGUCUGGAGGCGGAACGUCGCGGCCGUCGAAGCGCUCGGCGCCGAAAACAUGGAACGGCGAGUCAGGGACUGCCUAACAUGAUUUCAG